This is a messenger RNA of Nycticebus coucang (slow loris), 15308 nucleotides long. RefSeq names its product vacuolar protein sorting 13 homolog C (gene VPS13C). The transcript is spliced from 80 exons. Bases 25 to 10779 code for a protein of 3584 amino acids. NCBI's taxonomy places the organism in Eukaryota, Metazoa, Chordata, Mammalia, Primates, Lorisidae. Gene Ontology annotation, cellular component: extrinsic component of membrane. Gene Ontology annotation, biological process: mitochondrion organization; protein targeting to vacuole; protein retention in Golgi apparatus. The record is from RefSeq and is a predicted model, not a curated record.
UCCUCCUGCCGCCUCAGUCACACCAUGGUGCUGGAGUCGGUGGUCGCGGACCUGCUGAACCGCUUCCUGGGGGACUAUGUGGAGAACCUGAACAAAUCCCAGCUGAAGCUGGGGAUCUGGGGCGGUAAUGUGGCUUUAGAUAAUCUACAGAUAAAAGAAAAUGCCCUGAGUGAAUUGGAUGUUCCAUUUAAAGUCAAGGCUGGCCAAAUUGAUAAAUUAACUCUGAAGAUUCCUUGGAAAAACCUUUAUGGAGAAGCAGUUGUCGCGACCUUAGAGGGAUUAUACCUUCUUGUUGUCCCUGGAGCAAGUAUUAAAUAUGAUGCUGAAAAAGAAGAAAAAUUGUUGCAGGAUAUUAAACAGAAAGAACUAUCUCGAAUUGAAGAGGCCCUUCAAAAAGCAGCAGAAAAAGAUAAGCCAAAAGAAGCCAAAAAGGAUACAUUUUUGGAAAAGUUGGCAACGCAAGUAAUAAAAAAUGUACAAGUAAAAAUCACAGAUAUUCACGUUAAAUAUGAGGAUGAUAUCACUGAUCCAAAGCGGCCUCUUUCAUUUGGUGUCACACUGGGAGAACUUAGUCUAUUGACUGCAAAUGAACACUGGACUCCAUGCAUAUUAAAUGAAGCAGAAAAAAUUAUAUACAAGCUUAUACGACUUGAUAGUCUCAGUGCCUACUGGAAUGUGAACUGCAGAAUGUCUUACCAGGGAUCGAGGGAACAGAUUUUGGAUCAGCUGAAAAAUGAAAUUCUAACAAGUGGAAAUAUACUCCCAAAUUAUCAAUGCAUUUUUCAGCCAAUAUCAGCCUCUGCAAAACUCUACAUGAAUCCUUAUGCAGAAACAGACCUCAAAACACCCAAACUGGACUGGAAUAUAGAAGUACAAAAUAUCGCCAUUGAACUGACCAAACCUCAGUACUUAAGUAUGAUUGACCUUUUGGAGUCAGUGGAUUGUAUGAUUAGAAAUGCCCCUUAUAGGAAAUAUAAGCCUUAUUUACCACUUCACACCAAUUGUCGACAAUGGUGGAAAUAUGCAAUUGAUUCUGUUCUUGAAGUUCAUAUAAGAAGGUAUACACAGAUGUGGUCAUGGAGUAACAUAAAAAAGCACAGGCAGCUACUCAAGAGUUAUAAAAUUGCCUUCCAAACCAAAUUAACCCAGACUAAAGUCUCAGAGGAAGUACAGAAACAAAUACAGGACUUGGAGAAGACUCUAGAUGUUUUUAACAUAAUUUUAGCAAGGCAACAAGCGCAAGUUGAGGUGAUUCGAUCUGGGCAAAAAUUGAGGAAAAAGUCUGCUGACAAAGGCGAGAAACGUGGAGGCUGGUUUAGUGGGUUCUGGGGUAAAAAAGAAUCUAAGAAAAAAGAUGAAGAAUCAUUGAUUCCUGAAACUAUUGAUGACCUUAUGACUCCAGAGGAAAAAGAUAAGCUCUUCACUGCCAUUGGUUAUAGUGAGAGUACCCACAACCUAACUUUACCCAAACAGUAUGUCGCCCAUAUAAUGACCCUGAAGUUAGUAAGCACCUCUAUUACAAUCAGAGAAGACAGAAAUAUUCCAGAAAUACUAAAAAUUCAGAUAAUUGGCCUGGGCACUCAAGUAUCUCAGCGACCAGGAGCACAAGCACUUAAGGUGGAAGCAAAAUUAGAACACUGGUAUAUAACAGGUCUGAGACAGCAAGAUACUGUGCCAUCACUCGUGGCUUCAAUUGGUAAUACUACAUCAUCCUUGCUUAAAAUAGAGUUUGAAACCAAUCCGGAGAAUAGUCCUGCUGACCAGACUCUGGUUGUUGAGUCUCAGCCUGUGGAGGUCAUCUAUGAUGCUAAAACCAUCAAUGCAGUGGUUGAAUUCUUUCAGUCAAAUAAGGGAUUGGAUCUUGAACAAAUAACAUCAGCUACAUUGAUGAAGCUGGAAGAAAUUAAAGAGAGAACAGCUACAGGACUUACACAUAUUAUUGAAACUCGAAAAGUCUUUGAUUUAAGGAUAAAUCUGAUGCCUUCCUAUCUAGUAGUUCCACAGACAGGUUUCUAUUAUGGAAAGUCAAACCUUCUGAUUUUAGAUUUUGGUACAUUUCAGCUCAAUAGUAAAAAUCAAGGUUUACAGAAGACUACUAAUUCAUCUCUGGAAGAAAUAAUGGAUAAGGCAUAUGACAAGUUUGAUGUUGAUAUAAAAAGUGUGCAACUACUCUUUGCAAGAGCAGAGGAAAACUGGAAAAAGUGUCGAUUUCAGCGUCCAUCAACUAUGCAUAUAUUGCAUCCCAUGGAUAUUCAUGUUGAGUUGGCCAAGGCAAUGGUAGAAAAAGACAUUAGAAUGGCCAGAUUUAAAGUAUCUGGAGGACUUCCUUUGAUGCAUGUGAGAAUUUCUGAUCAGAAGAUGAAAGAUGUGCUGUGUUUGAUUAAUAGUAUACCUUUGCCACAGAAAUCAUCUGUACAGUCUCCAGAGAGACAGGUGUCCUCAACUGUUAUAACAAGUGGGACAAAAGGACUACUUAGUACUUCACUGUUACUAGAUGGAGUGGAAUCAGAGUCUGAUGAUGAGUAUUUUGAUGCUGAAGAUGGAGACUCACAAACUAGUAAAAGUAUGAGAGGAUCAGAACUAAAAAAAGCUUCAGAGCCCCCAAAUGAGGAGCUCAUUAAUCUUUUACUCAAGUUUGAAAUUAAGGAGGUGAUUUUGGAAUUUACUAAACAACAGAAAGAAGAAGAUACAAUUCUAGUAUUUAAUGUUACUCAGUUAGGAACAGAGUCUACAAUGAGAACAUUUGACUUAACUGCAGUAUCUUAUUUAAAGAAAAUCAGCUUGGAUUACCAUGAAAUUCAAGGAUCCAAAAAGAAACCCCUUCACUUGAUUAGCUCUUCUGAUAAACCUGUAUUAGAUCUAUUAAAAGUGGAGUAUAUUAAGGCUGAUAAGAAUGGACCUAGUUUUCAAACUACCUUUGGAAAAACUGAACAAACACUUAAGGUGGCCUUUUCAUCAUUAAAUCUAUUGCUGCAAACACAAGCUCUUCUCUCUUCUAUUAAUUACCUGACAACCAUUAUUCCAUCAGAUGAUCAAAACACAGGUGUUGCCAAGCAGAUACAAAUUCCAACUGAAAAACAACAAAAAAAUUCAACUCUACAAAAAGUGAUUGUAUCCUCUAAAGAUAGUGACAUUAUUGGCUUCAGCCUGUUUGCCAAGUUGAAUGCUUUCAGUGUCAUUGUUUGUGAUGAAAAGAGCAAUAUUGCUGAAAUCAAGAUUCAAGGCCUUGAUUCCUCCCUUUCUCUUCAGUCAAGAAAACAGUCACUUUUUGCCAGACUGGAAAAUAUUGUUGUCACAGAUGUUGAUCCUAAGACAGCUCAUAAGAAAGCUGUGUCAAUAAUGGGAAAUGAAGUUUUUCGUUUUAACUUGGAUUUGUAUCCAGAUGCUACUGAGGGAGAUUCAUAUACUGACAUGUCCAAAGUGGAUGGUGUACUGUCACUGCAUGUUGGCUGUAUUCAGAUUGUCUACCUUCAUAAAUUCCUUAUGUCACUUCUGAACUUUCUGAACAAUUUCCAGACAGCCAAAGCGUCUCUGAGUGCUGCCACUGCUCAGGCUGCAGAAAAGGCUGCCACAAGUGUGAAAGAUCUUGCCCAGAGGAGUUACCGUGUCUCCAUCAACAUUGAUUUGAAAGCACCAGUUAUAAUCAUCCCACAGUCUUCCAUUUCCACCAGUGCAGUAGUGGUAGAUCUCGGGUUAAUCAGGGUGCAAAAUCAGUUCAGUUUGGUGUCUGGUGAAGACUACUUAAAUCCUCCAGUAAUUGAUAAAAUGGAUGUUCAGCUCACAAAGCUUAUGCUUUCUAGGACAGUGAUCCAGCCAGGUAGAUCCCAUCCUGAUAUUCAACUGUUGCAUCCAAUUAACUUGGAGCUUUUUAUUAAUCGGAAUCUAGCUGCAUCUUGGUACCACAAGGUGCCCAUUGUAGAAAUUAAAGGUCAUCUUGAUUCAUUGAAUGUUAGUCUAAAUCAAGAAGAUAUCAAUCUUUUAUUUAGGAUACUAUCAGAAAAUCUUGGUGAGGCUGUUGAAGACAUGGAUAAAGUAAAACCAGUGGUACAAGAGGCAGGUGAAAUUAAAGAGUCUCUCGCAAUCUCUAUAUCACAACAAGAUGUACAUGCUUCAAAUGAUACUUUAACAACUGGAGUGGAAGAAAUUAGAUCUUUAGACAUCAUUAAUAUGCUGCUGAAUUUUGAAAUUAAAGAGGUUGUGGUUACUCUGAUGAAAAAAGCUGAAAAGCAAGGAAAGCCUUUACAUGAACUAAAUAUCUUGCAGCUUGGAAUGGAAGCCAGAGUUAAAACCUAUGACAUGACUGCCGAAGCUUAUCUGAAAAAGAUUUGUAUGCGAUGUUUUGAUUUCAUUGACUCUAAAGGAGAACCUCUUCAUAUCAUUAACUCUUCUAAUGUGACUGAUGAACCUCUUCUGAAAAUGUUAUUGACCAAGGCAGACAGUGAUGGACCAGAGUUUAAAACUAUUCAUGACAAUACCAAACAGAGACUGAAGGUUUCAUUUUCAUCUUUAGACUUAGUACUUCAUUUGGAAGCUUUACUUUCCUUCAUGGAUUUUUUAUCGUCUGCUCUUCCAUCUUCUGGACCGUCCUCUUCUGAGAAGGAAUCUGAGCUGAAACCCCUCAUGGGGGAAUCCAGAAGUAUUGUUGGCAAAGCUGUAUCUAGCAGUGCCUCACAGAUGGAUGUGUUUGAUUUAAAGGUCACAGCUGAAUUAAAUGCAUUUAAUGUCUUUAUCUGUGAUCAGAAGUGUAACAUUGCAGAUAUUAAAAUACACGGAUUGGAUGCCUCAAUUUCUGUGAAGCCAAAGCAGACUGAUAUGUUUGCCAGACUUAAGGAUAUCAUAGUUACAAAUGUAGAUUUGCUGUCCAUUCACAAAAAGGCUGUCUCUAUUUUGGGAGAUGAAGUUUUUAGGUUCCAACUGACUCUUUAUCCUGACGCCACAGAAGGAGAGGCCUAUGCUGAUAUGUCUAAAGUAGAUGGCAAACUUUGCUUCAAAGUGGGUUGUAUUCAGAUCAUUUAUGUUCAUAAAUUCUUCAUGUCUCUUUUGAACUUCCUCAACAAUUUCCAAACUACUAAAGAAGCUUUGAGUGCAGCCACAGUCCAGGCUGCCGAGAGAGCUGCUUCUAGCAUGAAAGACUUGGCUCAAAAAAGUUUCCGCCUGUUGAUGGAUAUCAAUUUGAAAGCACCAGUUAUUAUUAUUCCUCAGUCUUCAGUAUCACCUAAUGCUGUUAUAGCAGAUUUGGGUUUAAUCAGAGUUGAAAACAAAUUUAGCUUGGUUUCUAUGGAAUGUUUUUCUCUUCCCCCUGUGAUUGAUGAAAUGAACAUUCAGCUCACCCAGUUGAAGCUGUCCAGAACUAUUUUGCAAGCUGAUUUGCCACAACAUGACAUUGAAAUUUUAAAACCAGUCAAUAUGCUUUUGUCCAUACGGCGAAAUUUAUCAGCAACAUGGUAUGUGCAAAUUCCAGGGAUGGAGAUAAAAGGAAAACUAAAACCUAUGCAGGUUGCUCUCAGUGAAGAUGACUUGACAAUUUUAAUGAAAAUUUUGCUAGAAAAUCUUGGAGAAGCUUCUUCACAGUCAACCCUUACACAGUCUGUGCAGGAAGCUGUGCGAAUGAGAAAAAUAGAUGCCCCAAGUGGACUUGACCACCUUAGAGAACAGGAAGAUUUGACAGACUCAAACCUUUCUGUGGACCAGAAUGUCAUGCUACAAUUUGACUUUCACUUUGAAUCUCUUUCUAUUAUUCUUUAUAACAAUGAUUUUAACCAGGAGUCCAGACUUUCAUUACAUAAUGACGGUUUCCGGCUUGGGGAACUCAGACUGCAUGUUAUGGCCUCCUCGGGGAAGAUGUUUAAGGAUGGUUCAAUGAAUGUCAGCAUUAAACUUAAGACUUGUACCCUUGAUGAUCUCAGAGAAGGCAUUGAGAGAGCAACAUCAAGAAUGAUUGACAAAAAGGAUGACCAAGAUAACAAAAGUUCUAUGAUUGAUAUAAGCUAUAAACAAGACAAAAAUGGAAGUCAAAUUGAUGCUGUUCUUUGCAAGCUGUAUGUAUGUGCCAGUGUUGAGUUUCUGAUGACCGUGGCAGAUUUCUUUAUCAAAGCUGUGCCUCAGAGUCCAGAAAAUACGGCAAAAGAAACACAGAUCUCAAGACAGACUGCCACAGGGAAAGUUAAGACAGAUAAAGAGGACUCUGUAAGACCAAACAUGACUUUAAAGGCCAUGAUUAUAGAUCCAGAAGUGGUAUUUGUUGCCAACCUGAAAAAGGCUGAUGCCCCUGCUCUGACAGCCUCAUUCCAGUGUAAACUCUCUCUAUCAACAUCCAAACUGGAACAGAUGAUGGAAGCUUCUGUGAGAGAUCUGAAAGUGCUCGCUUGCCCUUUUCUUAGAGAAAAGAGAGGGACAAACAUAACCACAGUCUUACAGCCUUGCUCUUUAUUUAUGGAAAAAUGUACAUGGGCUUCGGGAAAACAAAAUAUAAAUAUUAUGGUUAAAGAAUUUAUUGUUAAGAUUUCACCCAUAAUUCUUAAUACUGUGAUGACCAUCAUGGCUGCUAUGUCUCCAAAGACAAAAGAAGAUGAAUCCAAAGACACAUCUAAGGAAAUGGAAAAUCUUUGGGGCGUGAGAUCCAUUAAUGAUUAUAACUCUUGGUUUCUUGGUGUUGACAUGGCAACAGAAAUAACAGAAAAUUUCCAAGACAUUGAACAUCUGUUGACUGAGGAAAAUUGUGCUGUUGUUGUGGAGUCAGUUCAAGUUACCUUAGAAUGUGGUCUUGGCCAUCGGACUGUGCCCUUAUUAUUGGCAGAGUCUAGGUUUUCAGGAAAUAUUAAAAAUUGGACUUCCCUAAUGGCUGCUACAGCUGAUAUGACCCUAGAGGUUCACUAUUAUAAUGAGAUCCAUGCUGUCUGGGAGCCACUGAUUGAAAAAGUAGAAGGGAAGAGACAGUGGAAUUUAAGGCUUGAUGUAAAGAAAAACCCAGUCCAGGAUAAAAGUUUGAUGCCAGGAGACGAUUUUAUUCCUGAGCCACAAAUGGCAAUUCAUAUUUCUUCAGGAGAUACAAUGAAUAUGACAAUAUCUAAAAGUUGUCUUAAUGUUUUCAACAAUUUAGCAAAAGGUUUUUCAGAGGGCACUGCUUCUACUUUUGACUACUGUUUAAAAGAUAGGGCUCCUUUUACAAUAAAAAAUGCCGUGGGAGUUCCCGUUAAGGUUCAACCCAGUUGUAAUCUCAGAGUAAUGGGCUGCCCAGAAAAGACUGAAAUUUUUGAUAUUGAUACUGGCCAGAAUUUGGAAUUGGAAUAUGCUGGCAUGGAACCUUCACGUCAAGGGAAACUAUCCAUAUUGAGCCGUCAAGAAAGCUCCCUCUUCACUCUGACCUUUGUACCUCAUGGAUAUACAGAAGUUGCAAAUAUCCCUGUUGCCAGACCUGGACGGCAGUUGUAUAAUGUACGGAAUCCCAAUGCCAGUCAUUCUGACUCAGUCUUGGUACAGAUUGAUGCAACUGAAGGGAAUAAAGUAAUUACCCUUCGCUCUCCUCUACAGAUUAAAAACCAUUUCUCCAUUGAAUUUAUCAUCUAUAAAUUUGUUAAGAAUGUUAAGCUCUUGGAGCGCAUUGGAAUAGCCAGACCUGAAGAGGAGUUCCAUGUUCCUUUAGAUUCAUAUAGAUGCCAUUUGUUUAUUCAGCCAGCUGGAAUCUUAGAGCAUCAGUACAAAGAAUCCACCACUUACAUUUCCUGGAAGGAAGAACUUCACAGAAGCAAGGAAGUCCAAUGCGUGUUGCAGUGUCCAUCAGCCGAAGUCAGCUUCCUGCCUCUCAUAGUGAAUACAGUUGCUCUGCCCGAUGAACUGAGCUAUAUAUGUGCACAUGGGGAAGACUGGGAUCCAGCUUACAUCAUUCACCUUUAUCCUCCUCUCACUUUGCGGAAUCUUCUCCCAUAUUCUCUAAGAUAUUUACUUGAGGGAACAGCAGAAACACAUGAGCUAGCAGAAGGCAGUGCUGCCGAUGUUCUACAGUCGAGAAUCAGCGGAGAAAUAAUGGAAUUAGUUCUGGUGAAAUACCAGGGCAAAAAUUGGCAUGGACAUUUCCGCAUAAGUGAUACACUUCCUGAAUUCUUUCUUGUGUGUUUUUCCUCUGACUCCAGAGAAGUGAUGACAGUUGACUUGUCAGUACAUGUCAGGCGAAUUGGCAGCCGGUUGGUGCUGUCUGUCUUUAGUCCCUACUGGCUAAUCAAUAAGACUUCCCGGGUUCUCCAGUAUCGUUCAGAAGAUAUUCAUGUGAAACAUCCAGCUGAUUUCAGGGAUAUUAUUUUAUUCUCUUUCAAGAAGAAGAACAUUUUUAGUAAAAAUAAGGUACAAUUAAAAAUUUCAACUAGCUCUUGGUCCAAUAGUUUCUCAUUGGACACAGUGGGAAGUUAUGGGUGCGUGAAGUGUCCUGCCAAUAAUAUGGAAUACCUGGUUGGUGUUAGCAUCAAAAUGAGCAGUUUUAAUCUUUCACGAAUAGUUACUCUGACUCCCUUUUGUACUAUUGCAAACAAGUCAUCAUUAGAACUGGAAGUUGGUGAAAUUGCAUCUGAUGGCUCAAUGCCCACUAGUAAAUGGAACUAUAUUGGUUCAUCAGAGUGCCUUCCAUUUUGGCCUGAAAAUUUGUCAGGCAAACUUUGUGUGAGAGUGGUUGGCUGUGAAGGAUCUUCCAAACCAUUCUUUUAUAACCGCCAGGAUAAUGGCACUUUAUUAAGUUUAGAAGAUCUGAAUUGCGGUAUCUUGGUGGAUAUAAACACUGCCGAACAUUCGACUGUCAUAACUUUUUCUGAUUACCAUGAGGGAUCUGCCCCUGCCCUGAUAAUAAAUCAUACGCCAUGGGACAUCCUCACAUACAAACAGAGUGGGUCACCAGAACAAGUGGAAUUGCUGCCAAGACAAGUUCGGCUUUUUGCCUGGGCAGAUCCUACUGGUACCAGAAAACUUACAUGGAGAUAUGCAGCAAAUGUUGGGGAACACGAUCUGUUAAAGGAUGAUUGUGGACAGUUUCCCUAUGAUGCAAACAUUCAAAUACACUGGGUAUCGUUUCUGGAUGGGCGCCAGAGAGUUUUGCUUUUCACCGAUGAUGUUGCCUUGGUUUCCAAAGCACUGCAGGCAGAAGAAAUGGAACAGUCCAACCAUGAAGUAAUCUUGUCUCUCCACAGUCUUGGACUUUCACUGGUUAACAAUGAAAACAAACAGGAAGUUUCAUAUAUUGGGAUAACCAGUUCUGGUGUUGUUUGGGAGAUGAAACCAAAACAGAAAUGGAAGCCAUUUAGUCAAAAGCAGAUAAUUUUAUUGGAGCAAUCUUAUCAGAAAUAUCAAGGUUCAAGAGGGCAUGGCUGGAUUAAGCUAGAACACAAUUUUGAGGUCAAUUUUGACAGAGUUCCAAUGGAAAUGCGCCUCCCUAUUCAGUGCCCUAUAAAACGAGAUUUUUUAUCAGGAAUUCAGAUUGAAUUUAAACAAUCUCCUCACCAGAGAAGUUUAAGGGCCCGGUUGUACUGGCUUCAGAUUGAUAAUCAGUUACCAGGUGCAAUGUUUCCUGUUGUAUUUCAUCCCGUUGCCCCUCCUAAAUCUAUUGCUUUGGAUUCCGAGCCCAAACCUUUUAUAGAUGUGAGUGUCAUCACAAGAUUUAAUGAGUACAGUAAAGUCUUACAAUUUAAGUAUUUUAUGGUCCUCAUUCAGGAAAUGGCCUUAAAAGUUGAUCAGGGGUUUCUAGGAGCCAUUGUAGGACUAUUUACCCCAACAACUGACCCUGAAGCUGAAAGAAGACGGACAAAGCUAAUCCAAAAAGAUAUUGAUGCUCUAAACACAGAAUUAAUGGAGACUUCAAUGACUGACAUGUCAAUUCUUAGUUUCUUUGAACAUUUCCAUAUUUCUCCUGUUAAGUUGCAUUUGAGUCUUUCUUUGGGUUCUGGAGGUGAAGACUCGGACAAAGAAAAACAGGAAAUGAUCGCAAUACAUUCUGUCAACCUGCUGUUGAAAAGCAUAGGUGCUACUCUGACUGAUGUGGAUGACCUUAUAUUCAAGCUUGCUUAUUAUGAAAUCCGGUAUCAGUUUUACAAGCGAGAUCAGCUCAUGUGGAGCGUUGUUAGGCAUUACAGUGAACAGUUCUUGAAACAGAUGUAUGUCCUUGUAUUGGGGUUAGAUGUGCUUGGAAACCCAUUUGGAUUAAUUAGAGGUCUGUCUGAAGGAGUUGAAGCUUUAUUUUAUGAACCCUUCCAGGGUGCUGUUCAAGGCCCCGAAGAAUUUGCUGAGGGGUUAGUAAUUGGAGUAAGAAGUCUUUUUGGACACACAGUAGGUGGUGCAGCGGGAGUUGUAUCUCGAAUCACUGGGUCUGUGGGGAAAGGUUUGGCAGCUAUUACAAUGGACAAGGAAUAUCAGCAAAAAAGAAGAGAAGAAUUGAGUCGACAGCCCAAAGAUUUUGGAGACAGCCUGGCCAGAGGAGGAAAGGGCUUGCUGCGAGGAGUUGUUGGUGGAGUGACUGGAAUAAUAACAAAACCUGUGGAAGGUGCCAAAAAGGAGGGAGCCGCUGGAUUCUUCAAAGGGAUUGGAAAAGGACUUGUGGGUGCUGUGGCUCGUCCAACUGGUGGAAUCAUAGAUAUGGCCAGCAGUACUUUCCAAGGCAUUCAGAGGGUAGCAGAAUCAACUGAAGAGGUGUCUAGCCUGCGACCCCCUCGCCUGAUCCGCGAAGAUGGCAUCAUUCGUCCAUAUGACAGACAAGAGUCAGAGGGCUAUGACUUGUUUGAGCAAGAACUGGAAAUACAGGAGUAAAUGUUUCCUAUACUACUACUACUUGAUUUCAUCCUUAAAAAUCAAAACAAACUGUGAUAUUUAUUGACUUGUGUGUCGAUGAGACUGUCAAUUUUAAUGAAAUUUUCUUUACAACUCUCACUUCCAUCUGAGCUUUUUAUAGGGUCUUGAUGACAAAUAAAAAUGGUGGCUUCCUAGUCAUACUGUACCAGGAAUAAGAUGAGUAUAAAAGAUUAAAGGAUGUAGGAAAUCAGUUUUUUCCUUUAUUUAGUGGGUGAAAGACUAUUGAGUUCAGAAACAUACUUUUACUAUCAUUUUGCACAUUUUAUCUUUUCCUGUGUCACUCAUGUGCAUUUCUGGUUAAGAUGAAGAACAGAACGGUUAUUAUGCCCAGUCUAAUGAAUGUGUUCUUUAUGUUUGUGAGUCCCAGUGAUGGAAUUACAUAGCUUUCUGUUUCACAGAUCACUUUAAAUAUGCCCAAACUAUGAAACUGUUAAUUUGGGCAUAUGUUUUAAUAAUUGAAGUGUCAGUUGCUCAAAUAGUACAAAUAGCACAUGAAUUUGGAGUAUACGUCUUCAAUCUCUCUUUUCUUUAACCUGUUGGUAAUUUUGUAAUUACAUUAUGUUCAUUCUAAGCCUUUAGUAUUUAUGCUUUUGAAAAAUUGAAUCUCCUUACUGGUUAUUGUUAUUUCAUAAUUAUUAGUUUUAAUUAAUGUAAAUAGAAGUUGGAUGUGUAAUUAGGCAAAUUGAACAUAUAGAUGUCUUUAUUUUUGUAAACUAAACGUUUUCGCUUUUAAAUCCUUAAAGAAGAAAUCCUUGGAGUAUAUUCAUUAUCUUAAUGAGAAUAAAAAUAAUUAUCUUGAAAUUAGUGCCGAUAGUUAAUUCUCAAAGUUAGUUAUGUUUUCCUUUCUUUUUUUAAAAUAAAUAAUGAAAAUGUUAAAUUUAGCAGUGUCUUAGCUAGUUAACUUUCAUGCUUCUCCCAAAAAUUGAAACCAAGGUCUAAGCUUAAGACAGAAUAUGUUGUAUAGUUGAAGAAAAUGAAACUGUUAAAAUACAACUACACAGUUACAUUAUAUAAUUUGAAAACCACAGUUAUCAAAAUAAUAAAUUGAGUUGUUCAUACUUUAAGCCAGCACUUCAAAGAAGAAAGAGUAACAUCCAAAGACUAGCCUAUGCUAGAUAUAUAAAAGAAACAACUCUGUCCUUAAGGGACCCAGUGUAACAAAAUGUGUAAAUAUUAAGAGGAACUGAUGAACUUGUCUUGUGCCUACAUAAUCUGUGGUUGGCAAAAAUGUCAUUGCAUGGAUAGUUUUCUAUGGGAAUCGAGAACAAUAAUUUAAGAUGUUGUCUUAAGUCAUCACUAGUAAGUACUCUUUCCCAGAUUCUUAGGUUGAAGUAAUAUUUUUAAAAUUUUCCUGUGUAUAUUGCUGUUUUAAUGAGACUUAAUUUUGGGCACUCCAAUGACUUGUUAAGAUUUUUUCCUUAUUUUUAUGUACUUUUUGUUAAGCUAUUCAUGCUAGUAACCUUUUACUUAUUUUUUUUUUAACUACUGUAUGUCAAAAAGCACAAAACAUCAAGAAAAUUUUUAUUACUUUAGCAACAUAUAGUCAUAUUGUCUGAUUUAUUAAUUUUUGGUAGGAUUCCAGACCACUUUUUAAACUUCAUAAUGUAUAGGACUUGGUAGUUUUUUCCAUGGGUAGCAAGCGUAGACAUGGAUAAUUACGGAAUUAGGCUAUUUCAUCUUUUGCCCAUCUUGCUGUGAUCAGUUAAUUGAGUAAGACGUAUUUAAGGAGUGUCCAACACUUUUCCUUCUCUGCUUCAAAUUAGAAGAAUUACGAGUUGCCUUGGGCCAUAUGUUAAACACACAGACAACUAACAAAAGCUGAUGACCAAACAAAGAGGUCUGUGUAUACCUUUCUUGAUAUCUUAUACUAUAGAUAAGCAAAACAGUCCUCCAAUAAUCAGGGGUGGCCCUUGGGCCACUGGUUGGACAUGCCUUAGACUGUGCUGGAUAUACAAAAGUAAUAAGCCUUCUACCCUUAAAUGUCUAAACAUAACAAAAUGUAUAAAUAGGAAAGAGCACUAACAUGUAUAAUUAUGUCCUCCUCACCCUUAAUGUAGUAUGAGCAUAUUCUAAACAAUUUAUUUGGGGGAUCUUUGGAUCUUCAUUUUCUUUUUCCCCUGCAUAUUUCACUGUAUUCUUUAAUACUCAGCUUUGAGAGUUACUAAAUUAUAUACUAGUUUUUAGGAUAUACUCUUCUAUUUAUCCUUUGUUCUCUAUACAUAUGUUUUACAUAUAUAUAUAGAGAGAGAGAGAGAGCGCCAGUAUUUUAUUUAACAUUCAUUUUGGUUCACAUACUUGUAAUCAUAUGGUAAUUAUUAAUAAAAUGUUUCCUUUUAAUUUUUAGUUAAAUUUUUCUAUGUUCUUAGAAAUGCUUCAUUGACAUUUUUAAUUCUUGCUUUCCCAUCUGUUGAGGUUAUGUUCUGUUUUUGGUGAUUCUUAAUUCUUGACAUUAAAAUUGUUUCUGCUAUUUUACUAAUAGUAAUAAUGCUAUGGUAAGCAUCAUUAAAUGUUUUGCCUUUCUGUAUCUUGCAUUUAUUUCUUUAGAAUUUAUUUGAAAACAUUGAAUUGCUGGGUAAAAGGCUUUUACAGAGUAUUAUCGAAUCCCUUAUUUGUAUUUUAUCAAGUAAUCUGGUUGUCUGUUGCUGUCAGUGACAGAAUAUCUUAAUCUGAAUCUCGGGAUGUAGUGGAGUUUUGGUAGUGCUUAAAGCAAGGUUCUCUAAAAUGAAUUAUGGUGGGUGCCUAUAGCUCAGUGGUUAAGGCGCUGGCCACAUGCUCCGAGGCGUUUGAACCUGGCUUAGGCCAGCUAAACAAACAAACAAAAAAAUAGCCAGGCAUUGUGGUGGGCGCCUGUAGUUCCAGCUACUAGAGAAGCUGAGGCAAGAGAAUUUCUUGAGCCCAAGAGUUUGAGGUUGCUGUGCACUGUGAUGCCAUGACAUUCUACCAAGGGUGACAAAGUAAGACCCUGUCUCAAUUAAAAAUAAAUAAAUAAAUGAAUGAAUAAAAUGUAUUAUGGUGAUAAAUGUACUUUACAAACUCUCAGUGUUUUGAAGCACAAUAAUAGCCUGACAGCUAAUGAAAGUGUAUGCAAGGUAGGAAGUGGGUAGUACUUCUGGUACUUGCAUCUUAAAUCUAAAUAUUUUAACAUAUUUAAAUUUCAACCUAAAGAAUGAACUAAAUUAUUAUGUUAAUUUCUCAUUUUCUCUUUGAAGAAAUGGAGACAUAAAUGUUAAAAGAUUUUAGAUAAUUCACACAGGUGAACUGUGAACCAAGUAACUAUUGCUAUGAAAUCUGCAGUCCUCUCUUCUUUAGAGACUCGUUCUAAGGAGAUCCCACUUCUUUGUGGAUUCCUCUUCCUUGUUCGUGGCUUUUAGGAAUUGUCACAGGAUGACUGGGAACCAAGCAUCUUCUAAAAUUGUACAUUCAAGCACUGAAAUAAUAACAUCAAGUGUACUCUCUCUGCUUGUGAUCAUACUGAUUAUCCUUUUAAUAUAAUAAUAUUGCCUUGGUUAUAAAAUGUUAAAGUCUUAAUGUAUUUGGUAUGUUUAUGUUCUGUAUUUUCCUAUCUAUUGUCUGAUUAUCAAUCAUGCAGUAUAGAUAAUGUUAAUAUAUUUCAUAAUAUUCAUUAUAAAAACUCCGGUUGGUUUUUAAUGGUAUUGACUUAAUUCAAGUCACAAUAGUUUUGAGAUAAUUGAAAAAGAAAAUAAAUGUAUUCUAAUGGGCUGCUAUUUAUACUUGAAUUAUUUUAUGCUUUGUCUUUAAAAAUAAAUUGUACCAGCUAUUUUGAAAUCUUAGAAAUUCUUUAUGUCCACAUAAGGAAUAUAUUCUCAUUAUAUUUUCCUUUCUAUGAGAAAUAUAAUUUGAUAUGGAAAUAAACUUCUGAAUGCAUGAUUCAUUUAUAAGACCAAAUGUUCAGAACAUUAAACAUUAGUUAUCUCGGAAUUUUAUUCUAUGUAUAAUAUCUAUUUCUAUGUAAAUCAGUGGUUCUUAAUCUUUGAGAGGGAUCACAGACUCCUUCAAAACAAUCUGGUGAAAAGUGUGUACUGUCCUUUGAAAAAAGUUGGAGAACCACAUUUUCAAAAUUUUAUAUUCUAGGUUAGGUGGUGUAUAGACCCACUCCAUAGUCCUACCAUGGAUCCCUCUUUGAGAACUCCUUUAAUGUUAACGUGGUAGUUUUAUAUUAGCAUGUGUUUGUUAUUUAAUUAAAAUGUGUGAUUAUUUCUGGUAGAUAUUUUAAAAUUUCUAAGUUACUAUAGAACAAAAUGAGUUUUACAAGAAGAUAACUUGGUAAGCAUUUAAGCCUCCUUUUUCUUUUCAUGCAACUAUGGAAGUUAAUUUAUAAACAUGCUAUGAAUGUUUUUCUAGUUUCGGGUGCCAGUGUGCCUUGGUUUCUAAUAAACUUUUUCCCAACUUUUUCGUAAUUGGCUAAUAUAUGGCAUUGUAAAUACUUUUUGAAUGCACAUACUUUCCAAAUCUCCAGUCUUGUUUCC